AUGUCUCGAGGCGGAACCACCCUCUACGUGACUGGCUUCAGCCAAGGCACGCGCGCGCGAGACCUCGCCUACGAAUUCGAACGCUAUGGUCGACUUGUGCGCUGCGAUAUUCCCGCACCUCGCAGUGCCAGCAGCAGGCUGUUCGCCUUCGUCGAGUAUGAGGAUCGCCGCGACGCAGAUGAUGCCUAUCACGAGAUGCACAACAAGCGCAUCGGUCGGGACGAUCUUCUGAAGAUCGAGUGGGCCCGCACUCCUCCCUCGGCCUCCUGGCGAUUUGAUUCUGGUCGCGAGGAGCCUCGUUCGUCCCGCGACGGAACUCGUGAUAGCGCUCGCGAUGGCGCUCGUGGUGGCCGCGGCGGCGCUAGAUCACCUCGUCGCGGUCGAUCGCCUUCCCCUCGUCGCAGCACGCGCGAGUACUCACCGAGAAAGGAUGAUCGCCGUGGUGGUGACCGUGACAGAGACCGAGAUUACGACCGUGAGCGCCGUGACACUCGCGAUCGUUCGCGCAGCCCGGAUACUCGCGACCGCGACCGAGACGACCGAGACGACCGCGACCGACGUGAUGGCGGUACCAAUGGCGAUGACCGAAAACCCAUCGACAGCCCCCCUCCUCAGCACGACGACCUGGAUGUUGCGGACUGA
Molecule: messenger RNA, 642 nt
Organism: Anthostomella pinea
Lineage: Eukaryota; Fungi; Ascomycota; Sordariomycetes; Xylariales; Xylariaceae
Source: the annotation of a GenBank genome assembly